AUGUCUCGUUACUCAAGCCAAAACAGAUGUGAGUGACUCACAGCAUGUAGGUGCAAAUGGGUGCCACCAAGACGGCAGAUCCCGUGUUGGCAGCCCCAAUGGCUCUUCCACUUCUGCUACAUUUACCUGGCUUUUGAUUCACCCAGGCUGACGUAGUGCAUUUGCUCCACACAUUUUUUACCCUCCAUUGCACUCACAGCCAUUUCCGGUAGGCUCCCACAUUCUCCCCUUCCUGCAAGCAGAAUAAGUUCAGGGGCAAGUACGCCUAUCCUAAAAGGGGCGCGUACCAGCACACGAGGCAGCUCGCACCCAUCUCAACAGCGCAGCACUCGCGCACCGCUGUCUGGGAGCCCCAACUUCUCCUCGUUCAAUACGGACGAGUGCACCAGCUCCGACGACGACGACUCUGGAGGCUCAAGAUACAGCCCUCGAUCAGCUCGGUCUCAGAAACGAUUUGCGGGCGUCAGGUUGGGUGUUCCGGAAGACGCCUUGCCGAAGAUGAGCGCAAAGCGUGAAGGCAAGUUGCGAAGCGUGAGCAGUAGUCGCAACGAUAGCAGGGAUGCACACACGAUGAAGCGCUCUGCGGAUAGACGGGGCCGCAAGCGCACCGCGGAACGCAAGGCUUCCGUCCGCAAGGAGGAUUAUCAGGCCGAGCUUGGUUCGGACACUGAUUUGACGGAUGUGCCAAGUGAGAGGGAGGAUUCCAAUGGUGCAUCUAUUUCCGUUGCGGGCGCGAGAAGAUCGCGGACCCCCGCCGGCUCGGGAGGCGCAGAGAAGCAGUCCGACACUGACUCUGAGUCCGACACCGAAUCCGUCAUGGCCGCUAAGCUCAGGGCAGCAGGCGAUGGCGACUCGCUGUUGGGCUCUGGCGAGUCUGACACCGAGCGAGGCAUGAACACCGACGAAGAAGAGCAGUACAUCAUCCAACGAGCUCUGCGAAAGGAGGCUCACAAAAGACACAUGCAAGCCCAGCGCGGAAGCACACGCUCGCUCGACCGCAGGAACAGCGUCGGGAUGAACAGCAGAGGCACGUCCGGCUUGCCUGGCCCUCAUCAGAGUGUUCAUCUCAGCGGGGGGCGACAAGGACGAGCCAGCACGAUAGACGGAGACGAUGAGGAGUCGCAGCAUAGAGCCCGUCGACACCAUUCGAUGUCGCCCGACACCAUGCGGUCGUUGGGAAUCGACGAGGUUACGGAUGAGCUGUUCGAGCCGCAAGAGGUGUUUGGAUCGUCAUCUGAACCUUCCUUCACCGACUUCUUCGCUUCCGACACCGGCAGCGACAGUGAUCACAGCGUGGGUAUCCACCUCAGCCCGCACGAGGACGACGAUGAGCUAACGGAUGACAAUGAGAGCGACAUUCAUCUCGGUGAUCUUAGCGAGCCGGACGGCUCCGUCCGUGAUCCGACGCUCUUUGCACAGAUUGGCGACGCGGAUGCUAUGGCGUUGCUCGAUGCGCAAGCGGAUGCUGCAUCGAACGCCGUCGGGAACACGCAAGUCCCGCUGGCCUCAAAGUCCACUGUCCCGGCAGCAGCAAGCGCAUCUCAGAUGGUGCCGCUACUGGUUAUUGAAGACCUCGAUGGUAGGCUGAUUUACGCGCGAGCAGGCGAUGGAGAGGCUGUCUUUGGCUCAGACGGCGAGUUCGAAUUCGCGAACGACAGCGACAGCUACGACUCGACCGACGACGACGACGAUUUAGAGGGUGUCUCCGCGAGCGGGCGCGAUGAUUGGCGGCGGUGGCAAGAGGAGGCUAGUCAAGUUUACGACGACUCUGGUGACACCACCGACGAGCUUGGAGACGAGGAAAUGCCUUUCCCGCGUCUGCUCGUCGGUUCGGUCGCUCCUCGAGGGGGUCGGAAUACGAGACGCGCGCGCGCGAUCGCCGCUGCAAAGUCCCGGCGAAUCUCUUCUGCGACUGCGACUGCGACUGCUACACCUGCAGCUCGCUCUUCAAAUAGCCCCAUGCAGUGCAACAGUCUGCAACGGGCUGCGACCGCCGUGACAUCCUCAGGACAAGCGAUUUUUACAGAUCAGUCGGCUGAUAGCGAAGGCGUGGGUAUAAGCAAUCCAUUUGAGCUCGACUUCUCGAUGUCUCUUUCGGAACUGGCGCGCGAUCCGCAGGCUGCGAUCGCAGCAGCUGCAGACGCCUUGGGCAUCUCGCACGAAGAAGCGGCGAACAUUCUCGCCAGUGUCGACCUUUCCCUCCUCACAGGCAAUCAGACGCAUGUGGCAGAAGCUAGCGAAGCUCCGAGCCCCGCAUCACAGCACGCGGCACUGCCUUCAGCCGUUUCGUCGCUGCCCACCACCCCUCUAAGGCAGUCUGACACUCUCCCCGCUAUGGGGUCGUUCAUGCCCACGUCUGCAAAAGGCGUAAAUCGAGCAGUACUGAACGGCUCAAACCAAGCCCCUUCGCCAUUCACUUCGAGGCGUGGGUUGCAAAAGCGGGGCUUGGCUGCAGGGAGUAGGAAAAGGACACACCGUCGGGGGUCGGACCUCAAUCCACCGUACUCGGUGAAGCGUUCGCGACGCCAGUCCUCCACCGCGACAGGCGAGAGCAGCUCAAACAUGCUGCCUUCAGAGUCACCUACAUCGGAAGGGAGUGCGACUGCGCCUGUCGAUCCUGUAGAGCUGGACGACGUAGUGGAUGCGGCCAUGCUUUGGCGGAGCAGCGACGCGUCAUCGGACGCUUCAGAUGAUGAUAGCGGUGGGGGAGCGACGGAGAACGGAGACAAUGACGCCAUGAGCGCCUCGGGCGCGGACAUGCAGGCAUCAACCGCCACGCUGAGACCGCGGUCUGUCAGCCGCGCCUCUGCUUCCACUGCGACUUCAGGAGUGUCGAGCUCAGUCAUGGAUACAGGCCAUCUUGAUGUCAAUUUGAACGCAAUCACACGUUGGCACCGCAUCCCUAUGGGCGCUUUCCGGGAUGGCCAGGGCGUAUCUGCAAACAAUGGUCGUCAGCACUUAGGCGCCUUUCUCUUGACGCGUUCGUCUCGUCAGAUCGGUCGCAGCCCUGCUAACAAUUCAUCUCGUGCCAACAACAACGAGCACUCGCCUUUCCGCAGUAUCAACGAAGGCGCGACUAUCCACAUGGGAGCAGCGCCACGCUACGCUACACAGCUUGCCAGCCCUUCAGCAAUGGCCGUGGACGCGGCGGACCCAGACGGUGCGCAGGAGAGAAGACGGCAAGCGUUCUUUGUAUCGCCUAUAUUGUGGCCCGUCAGAUCAACCGAGGGCGCCAACAGCUCGCAGAGUGCGGCGGCAAAUGGCGUCGUGAGCGCCUCACAACUAGCUGAAGUUCCUCCUUUUGAGCUGUCAGCCUCGCGCGGCAAGGUCACGCGCCGGGAGAAACGACAGAGAAAGGCACGCAGAGCUCGAGAAGCAGCUGCAGAGACGGUUUCUGUAGCCACGCGGGAGAGCAGCGCGGCUACGGAGACAACCUACGUCAACGCUGUCGCACUGCCUGCUACACCCAUGGUGGAGGAAGAAAACCUAGCGGAGUCACCCGCGAAGGCAAUGCCCAGACUGCGCAUUUCUGAUGCUAGUCCUCGCGGCUCACCUGCUCCUUCUACAUUACGGGCAGGUCCUUUGCAAGCGGGGCCGCUGGGCAGGCACGGAGAUGGGUCGGAGCUCGGCAAACGCAGCUCCUCCAUGCGGGUCAGCGAGCCGGCACCGCCGCCGACUCUGGGCCAAAUGUCUACAGUACCCAGUAAUGGCUUGACGCCCGUGUUCGGAGCGUCCACCGUACCAAGCUCCGGCACUUCUUCUUCGAAUCAGCCUAACCAUGCCACAGUCCCAUCUUCUGCUGCUGGACUGCCCAUCUACUCUCCGCUCUUUGGCGGCAUGGUCUCUCCAGUGACCAUGGCUUUCCAAGACGACAUGGGCGAACAUGGCUCAAACGAUGAGCCGAGACCCCUUGCGAUCUGA
Messenger RNA from Ceraceosorus bombacis, 3921 nucleotides. NCBI's taxonomy places the organism in Eukaryota, Fungi, Basidiomycota, Exobasidiomycetes, Ceraceosorales, Ceraceosoraceae. The record is from the annotation of a GenBank genome assembly.